CUACCUUCCAGGGUGUUUGUAUACCGUGCAGAUCUAAAUGGGCCAAGGAAGCCUGUCGAGGGGAAUUUACCAGAGAGGGAGCUCGUUAGCAGAGUGCACUCUGGCGAUGAUCUGCUGGGGUAACACAUGAAAAAGUUGCAAAGUUCUUGCUCCGGGGUGAUGGUUCAGUUAUUUCUGAGUUUAUCAGGAGGAGGCUGGACUUCCUGUUGUGGGCACUGAGUAGCUGUUCCCUAUUUAAGUUUCCACCGCUCUUCUUCGCUCCAACGACUGCAUGCGAGAUGCAUGUGUCCGUGCAGUUGCUGUUACUACUGUUGGGCUUGUUGGCUGCAGCGAGGGGCAAUUCGCCAGCCCCGCGUUUUAACGUGAGCCUGGACGUGACGCCCAGCCAGCGCUGGGAACCGGUGCUCCGGAAAUACGACGCUGCCCAGCUGAGGAAUUACACGCAACAAAUCGUCAGCUCUGUUGUUCCAAAAUGGGUAAUUAAUGUUAUUAACCGGCUAGCACCCAUACUGAAGUAUUUAUUGCCACAGCCCUAUCGAGGAGAAAUCGAAGGAAUCUGUAAAUUCCUUGGUGUAAAACUUGGAGAAGGACUUCUUAUCAAUCUUGCCUAUGAAGCUUCUGGAUAUUGCACCAGUAUUGUCGCACAAGACUCAAGAGGAAAGAUUUACCAUGGUAGAAAUAUGGACUACACAUUUACUGAUAUUUUAAGGUCUGUCACAGUUGACGUGCAAUUUGUAAGCAAUGGUCAGAUUGUUUACUCAGGGACAACAUUCCUUGGUUUUGUUGGUUUAUGGACUGGGCAAAAACCAAAUAAGUUUUCCAUUACUGCAAAUGAAAGAGCUAAAGGUGCGCGGUGGAAAACUGCAAUUGCCGCUUUUCUGAAGAGAAAUCGUUCUCCCAGCUGGGUGAUUAGAGAUGCUCUUAGAGAAGCUGUGGACUUUCAAGUUGCAUUAAAGAAGUUGUCCUAUUCUCCCAUCACUGCAAAUGUGUACUUCAUAUUAGGUGGAGUCAAGCCAAAUGAAGGUGUCAUUAUAACAAGGGAACCUGAAAGGCCUAUUGACGUCUGGCCUUUGAAGUCUACUAAAGGGCAAUGGUACAGGGUAGAGACGAAUUAUGAUCAUUGGAGACCUCCACCUGCAUGGGAUGACAGAAGGACACCAGCCAUUCGUGCUCUAAAUGCUACCACGCAAAAGAACAUCAAUCUAAAUACAAUGUUCAAGGAAAGAAGAGAUACCAGGCAGGAUAGAGGACUGCUCUUCUCGUGGACAGGGAGACAUCCAGAAUCCCUGACGACUAUCCAGCUGCAGCUUCUAACAAUCUGCAUUCACGAGUUGCAUCUGGAACUGGAUGAACUCUAGAUCAUUCAAGAUGCUGAAGGGGUGAUAUAUAAGACAUAUAAGAGAGGUAGUUAUACCCACUGUGUAAAAGACAGAAGACUGUGUGACAGUCAGAAAAAGGGGAAGAAUGGUUAAGGAGCCAGUACAAAGUAACACUGACAAUCCCCAUCAACAACAGGUUUAUCGCUUUGGAGGGGGGUGUUGUUGGCCUAGCAGAGGAAAAUCACAAUGUUUGGGUCUCAGGCACUGAGUCUGCCUCUGUGUCUCAGAAGGGAAGGGGUGGGGGAGAAGAGGUAUGCUGUGGUGAUAGGGGAUUCAUUGGGGGAACAGACAGGAGGUUCUGUGGUGAGAAGAGGAUUCCUGGAUGGUAUGUUGCCUCCCGGGUUUGAGGGUCUGAGAUAUCUCAGAUCGAGUCCUCAGGAUUCUUAAGUGGGAAAGUGUACAGCCAGAUGUCAUGGUCCAUGUAGGUACCAAUGACAUAGGUAGGAUGAGUAACGAGGUGCUGUAUAGGGAGUUCAGGGAGCUACAGAGCCCUCAAACUGUAUUCACCCUUUCCUUGGAAGUUUUUAUGUUUUAUUAUUUUACAACAUUAAAUCACAAUGGAUUUAAUUUGUUCUUUGUUGACACUGAUCAACAGAUAAAGACUCUUCUUUGACAAAAUGAAAACAGAUCUCUACAAAGUGAUCUAAAUUAAUUUAAAAAUAUAAAAUGCAAAGUAAUUGAUUGCAGAAGUAUUUGCCCCCCCCCCCUUAAUAUGACACACCAAUCGUCACUGCUACAGCCAAUUUGGUUUUAGAAUUCAUGUAAUUAGUUAAAUGGAGAUCUGUUUUUUGAGACCUGUGGGCAGUCAAGAUGUUUCAAUUGAUUGUAGUAAACAUACACCUGUAUCUGGAAGAUCCAACUGCUAGUGAGUUAGUAUCCUGGCAAAGACUACACCAUGAAGACAAAAAAACAUACCAGGCAACUCUGGGGAAAAGUUUAUUGAAAAGCACCAGUCAGGAAAUGGAUACAAGAACAUUUCCAGGUCACUGAAUAUGCCUUGGAGUACUGUUAAGUCAGUCAUCAAAAAAAUGGAAAGAAUAUGGCACAGCUGUAAGUCUGUCCAGAGCAGGCUGUCCUGGAAAACUGAGCGACCAUGCAAGGAGGGGACUAGUGAGAGAGGCCACCAAGAGACCUGUGACAACUCUGGAGGAGUUACAGGCUUCAGUGGCUGAGAUGGGAGAGACUGCGCAUACAACAACUGGUGCUUCACCAGUCACGGCUUUAUGGGAGAGUGGCAAAGAAAAAGCCAUUGUUGGAAAAAAGAAAACAAAAACAGAGGUACAAAAGGAUUUGAGAGUCUUAUUGGUGAGGCCUCAUGGAGUGUUGUGAGCAGGCCUGGGCCCUUUAUCUUAGAAAGGAUGUGCUGAAUCUGGAGAGGGUUCAAAUGAUUCCAGGAUUGAACGACUUGGCAUAUGAAGAGCAUUUGAUGCUCUGGGCCUAUAUUCACUAGAAUUCUGAAGAAUGAGGGGUGACCUAAUUGAAACCUAUCGAAUGGUGAAAGGCCUUGAAAGAAUGGAUGUGGAAAGGAUGUUUCCCAAGACCAGGCGCCACAAGCUCAAAAUAGAGUGGUGUCAUUUUAGAAUGGAGAUGAAGAGGAAUUUUUUUUUAACUCAGCGAGUAGUGAAUCUGUGGAAUUCUUUACCAUAGGCAGCUAUGGAGGCCAAGUCUUUAUUGUAUUUAAGGUGGAGGGUGACAGAUUCUUGAUUGGUCAGAAGAUGAAGGGAUACGGGGAAGUAGAAGGCAGGUGAUUGGGGCUGAGAGGAAAAUUGGAUCAGCCAUGAUGAAAUGGUGGAACAGACUCAGUGGGCCAAAUGGCCUAAUUCUGUUCUUAUAUCUUUUGAUCUUAUAUACUUAUGGUAGUUCAUGUUUUUUGUUUGUUAUGUAUUGCAUUGUACUGCUACCGCAGAGAUAACAAAUUUCACGACGUAUGCCACUGAUAUUAAACCUGAUUCUGAUUCUGAAAAGGUGUGGAAAGUUUCAUGUUCAGAGAAGAUCCAAUGGAGACUGAGGAACUGUGAGAAUUAAGUGGAUCUUCACAAGAGGCAGGCAGGGAGGAACCUUGUUUGAGAUAACUGAGGGAGUCUGUCAGAUAUUAGUCACUUGCUUAUUGUUUGAGAAGGAGUCAUAGAUAUCUAGAGAGUGAGGGGAAAAGCCAGAAGUGGUCAUGUAAAAGUGAGAGCGGUGUGUGGAAACUGCGAGGAAAAUUUAUGACAUUUUUGAUUUCAGGAGUAGUGCAGGAAACAACACCUACAGUAAGUAUGUGAUCAAGGUUGAACAGAAAAAGUAAGUCGACAUUCAUUGAAUGUUUUACAAGCCUGAGCUUCCAGUGGUUUUUCCUGGAAUCAAGAACAACCAAACCAUUGGCAAGCAAUUUCACUACUAAUUUCCACAUCCUUUGUUUCUUUGCUGUCAUGAUUCAGUCAAUUGCUGGACUCAGAUAAUUUGAUAUGCAAUCUCUUUCAUUGUUUUUCUGUCUGAAAUAAAAAAAAACUAGGAAGACUUAACAGAUCAGAAAGGAUCUGUGAAAUGAGAAACAGAGUUAACAUUUCAGAUAUAUGACCUUUCUUCAGGGAAGCCAUUCAUGAUGGCUCUUUGACCUGAAAUGCAAAAUGCUUUUUUCUCUGUGGAUGCUGCCUGAACUGCUGAGUAUUUCCCCCAUUUUGGUUCAUUUAUAGAUGAAAUAUACCACCAGCUUUAUACUUUAUAUCAAGCUUACAGCAUCUGUAACAUUAAUUUCAUAAGCAUCAGAAAUUCUGCAGCUAAUGUAAAUCCGAACUUUAGUGGGGAGAAACGAAUGGACAAGGGAAUCACAGACAGAGCGAUCCCUGUGGAAAGCAGAGAGAGAGGCGCAGGUAAAGGUAUGUUUGGUGGUAGGAUCCAUUUGAAGUUGCGGUGGAAGGUGUGUUUGUUGUGGAGGCUCAUGGGGUGGUAGGUAAGGACAAGAGGAACUCUAUCACUUAAGUCAGUUGGAAGAUGGGGUGAGCGUGGAUGUUCGGGAAUUGGAGGAGAUGCGCAUGAGGGCAGUAUCAAUGGUGGAGGAAGGGAAACCCUGUCCUUUGAAGAGGGAGGACAUCUCUGAAGUCCUGGAAUGGAAAGCCACAUCCUGGGAACAUGUGGCAGAGAAACGGGAAUAGCAUUUUUACAGGAGAUAGGGUUGGAAGAGGUAUAGUCAAAAUAAGUGUGGGAAUCGGUAGAUUUAUAGAAGAUGCGGGUUGAUGUGUCAGUCCAAACCUCCUCUUGUGGCACAAUGAGGUCUUCAGGGUGGAGAAGCAACACCUUAUAUUCCGUUUGGUAGCAGCCAACCUGAUGGCAUGAAUAUCGAUUUUUUUCAAUCCAGCUAAAAGAAAUUCCUUCUUUCCCUCUUCUUGCAUUCUCCAUUCUGGCCUCUCAUUCCUUUUAACCUACCUAUCACCACCCCUUGGGUUCCCUCCUCCUUCCCUUUCUACCAUGGUCCACUCUCCUCUCCUAUCAGAUUUCUUAUCCAGCCCUUUACCUUCCCUAUCCACCUGGCUUCACCUGUCACCUUCUAGCUAUCCUCCUCCUCCUUCCCCCUUCCUUCCCAGUCCUCCAGAAGGGUCUCAGCCCGGAACCUUGACUGUUUGUUCAUUCCUAUAGAUGCUACCUGACCUGUUGAGUUCCUCCAGCAUUUUGUAUGUAUUAUGUUUAUUUCAUGUUCUAUAGUAGUGUAUA
Molecule: messenger RNA, 5069 nt
Organism: Hypanus sabinus (Atlantic stingray)
Lineage: Eukaryota; Metazoa; Chordata; Chondrichthyes; Myliobatiformes; Dasyatidae
Product: N-acylethanolamine-hydrolyzing acid amidase-like
Exons: 9
Coding region: 279-1358 (359 amino acids)
Biological process (GO): fatty acid metabolic process
Cellular component (GO): lysosome
Molecular function (GO): fatty acid amide hydrolase activity
Source: RefSeq, a predicted model, not a curated record